This is a messenger RNA of Athalia rosae (coleseed sawfly), 3377 nucleotides long. It is a transcript of the gene Dus4, whose product is annotated as tRNA-dihydrouridine(20a/20b) synthase [NAD(P)+]-like. The transcript is spliced from 4 exons. The coding region runs from base 2240 to 3292 and encodes 350 amino acids. Gene Ontology annotation, molecular function: tRNA dihydrouridine synthase activity. Lineage: Eukaryota; Metazoa; Arthropoda; Insecta; Hymenoptera; Athaliidae. The record is from RefSeq and is a predicted model, not a curated record.
AAUUAAUUGGUAAUCAAAUUUACCGACUCUAUCGAUAAAAGCUUGCUGUACUCUCCGUAAAAUCGCUAUCGUCGUUUCAUACAAUAAUAAAAAACAGAAAACAGUAGAAUGGCUACAUUGUCGUAGUAGUGGCAUGUAAUUAUCAAGUGGAGAUUAAUUUGUUGUUUUCGCACCUAGUAAAGCCGCGUCUUUAUUCUAUUUUAUCGAAAGAUUAAAUAAUCCGAGAUAUAGCUCUUUCAACGCCCAAUGAAAGCAAAAUUUACUCUGCCGAUUGUGAUGAUACCACAUGAAGGGAUUGUUUACGUAUUUCAUAAAACGACGCCGCCUUCCCAGUUUCUAUGAUGAUGAGGGCUGACUGCCGAAACUGGGCAUCAGGGCGCUACGAUCGGGAUUCGGGAAUCGGGAGGGAAAGCGUCGGUGUCGGCGUCUCUCAUAACUCGCGUGUAUAAACAAUAAUGAAAUACAUUUGAUAUGACGUCAUGUACGACAAAAAUAUUGCACCCACUCAACAGGAUGAAUUUCAUUAAUCAAAUGUAUGCGUUGCAGUAAUCACAUUUCAAAAGUAAUGAUUUUAAAAAAAGAAUACACAUGUAUAAUUUCACGAAAAAGCCGUGAACAUGACAAAAAACAAGUGGAAACUGAAGACAAAACUUUUCCAUCGCUUCUUGUAGAAUCAGCCGGUGAUGAUGGCGGAUUGAAUUUAAUCGCUGAUAAUUAAUGAGGAACCAACGACUUCUUCCGGUAAAUUACAUACUAAUUAUCUGUCAGCUAAGGUAUCUAUCGAUUUUCGGAGGUUCUACACAUACCUAGCCCAUGUAUCCUAGGAAAAUACAUUUUUCGAAGCGCGCGCAUCUUCCGAGGAAAAGCUAGGACAAAUGUAUACAUACUAAAUUCCCGAAGGAAGGGAAGUAUCCAGAUCUUGGGAAGAAAAAUGUAUUCAAGUCCCGCCGAUUUCGCGCGCCGUUUAUUUACCCAAUGCGUAGAAAUAAAAAAUAUUAGAAAAUAGACCAGAUGAAAACUUAUGACGGAAAAAAACACAGAAUAGAUAAAUAAACCGUCCGAAACGAAACAUGUUUUAAUUUUAUGAAAAUUCCGCGCCCGCCAUUUUCAAAACCUACUUUGGUUUAAUGCGAUGUGUAGAUUUGGUAUAUCAAGAUUAUGAAUGUAUACGAGAAUUGUAGAGUAUUUAAAAAAUAGAGAACUUCAUCUGUAAAUUUUAAUCGAGUGAUAAUUUGCAGGUAAAAAUUGAAUUGGGUAUCAGGUUAAUUAAAUAUUUAAGAUAUUCGGUAGUAAAAUAAUUGAACGAAGGCUCCAGACAACCGAAAGACGCCAUAGCUACAAAUGGCAUCACCCGUAUGCGUUUGGUGAAUAUAGUAUAUUUAACGUAUGAAUUAAUAUCUCUGUUAGUAAGUUAUACAUCUACAAAAUAAAAUGGUGGUAAAAUAGAGUGAAUAAACUAAUAAUUAACUGCGAUUUUUAGCUUUAGAUUAUAAAUUUACCAGACUAAUAAUAAAAUAUUUGUAGGGAAAACGUAGACUGGACUCACCUCGGAUUUUCGUUGCGAGACAAAGGCCUGCGCGCGGGACGGGAAUUACGAGAGAACGCAGUUGUUGGGAACCGGGAACGCUUUAGCUCCGUGACGUUCGCGUACCAAGAGAAGAGAAUGACUGCGAGGUUUCUGGAUUGCGACCGUUUAUACACCCGCCAUCAUUGCAACAACGCACCGACCUCCUCGGAUCGAUUUGCUGCUUAGCUCUGUUACCCCUAAAUAUAUAUAUAUAUAUAUUUUUUAAUGAAUAAUGAAUUACCCGAAUAUUAUUUAGGGGAAUUUCGAGACAUGAUUUAUGGGAUGAAAAAUUCUUAACGGUCAUAUUUCGUCCGUUGAUUUUAUUAUUGGAGUUUAUUUUAGAAUCGUUAUGAUUUCAAAAUCUAGACUCAGUCUUGAUGAUUCGGGCAUUUAAUUGAAUUAUUUUGAUGUUCGGCUGGAGGCUGAAUUUUAUCACCGGUUCUAUGUAUAGGAAAUAUAAUUUAGUAUUUAUUAAAAUUAGUAAACCUAGAAUCGCAUCACUGUCGUUGUGCCUCCGUGGCGCAAUUGGCUAGCGCGUUCGGCUGUUAACCGAAAGGUUGGUGGUUCGAGCCCACCCGGGGGCGAUUUAUUUUUGCAUUUCGUUUUUUGAAUCUUUAGGAAACUUCGUGUCAACAUUUGGACAGGAAAGCACAGCGUUUUUUUGACUGAAAAAUGGCAACGGACAUUCUGGAAAUACUCCAACAACCACAGUUAACUAAAAUCUGUGCUCCAAUGGUUAGAUAUAGCAAAUUGCAGUUCAGAACUUUGGUUCGACGAUAUGACUGCGAUUUAUGCUUUACCCCAAUGAUAUUGGCGGAUUCUUUCGUACAGUCUGCAGAGGCUCGUGAUAAUGAAUUUUCAACAAACAAAAAUGAUGUGCCACUUGUUGUUCAGUUCGCUGCAAAAACUGUUGAUGAUUUUGUAGGAGCAGCUGAAAUGGUUGUACCAUAUGCCGGUGGCGUGGAUUUGAAUUGUGGAUGCCCACAGCGUUGGGCAAUGAAAAGCGGCUAUGGUGUCGAUUUAUUGGGUAAACCAGAGCUAGUCAGGGACUUGGUACUGCAGGUUCGAAAUCGAAUACCACCACCUUUUACUGUAUCUGUGAAAAUACGGUUAUUAAAAGAUAUUCGCAAGACGAUUGAACUGUGUCAGAUGUUGGAGAAAGCAGGUUUAUCCUUCAUCACUGUUCACGCAAGAACUCCACAGAUGCGAAACGAACCUAUCGACUUGGAGGGAUUGAGAAUUGUCAGAGACUCAAUUAAGAUGCCAUUGAUUGCUAAUGGAGAUGUUAAGCAAUUAAAAGACGCCAAAAAUUUGCAUGAAAAUUUCAAUUGCCAAGGUGUUAUGUCUGCUAACGGACUGUUAACUAACCCAGCCCUCUUUGCUGGUUAUUCAAAGACUCCAUUGACUUGCAUUCAAGAUUGGUUGGACAUUACAGCCAGCAUUCCUACUCAUUUUUUGUGUAUGCAUCACCAUUUAGUAUUCAUGCUUGAGAAAAUACUUCCGAAGAAAGAUAGAUGCUAUUUUAAUAACCUACAGACUAAGGAAUCCGUUCUUGAAUUUAUAGAUAAUUAUUAUGGUAUAAAACCAAGAGUUGACAAUAAGUGCAGUGAGUUGAUCGAAUGCUAUUAUGAUAUUAGGCCAGGUAAAUAUUUUAAAGAAGUAUUGAAGAAUUGCAGCGAUGAAGCCUUUGAAGAUUUUAUGGAGAAUAUCUUCAUAGAGGUAUAGCGAAUAACUCCAGUUUCCGAAUUUUGUACAAAUAUUCAAUGUCCGAGAUGUAUUGGGUAAUAAAGAAGUUCAAAAGUAUACCCUG